CAGAAUGCAUCGUUCAUGGAGGGACAUGUCUUCUACUUCAUCAUCUUUUCUUCUGGCCCACAGGGUGUGGAUAUUAAUGCAAGAGGCGAGUGGAAGACCUUGCCCGCCCCUCUUGACCACAUUAAUCUUCAUGUCCGUGGGGGCUACAUCCUGCCCUGGCAAGAGCCUGCGCUGAACACCCACUUAAGCCGCCAGAAAUUCAUGGGCUUCAAAAUUGCCUUGGAUGAUGAGGGAACUGCUGAGGGUUGGCUCUUCUGGGAUGAUGGGCAAAGCAUUGAUACCUAUGGGAAAGGACUCUAUUAUUUGGCCAAUUUUUCUGCCAGCCAGAAUACAAUCCAGAGUCAUGUAAUUUUCAACAGUUACAUCACCAGUACAAACCCUUUGAAACUGGGCUACAUUGAAAUAUGGGGAGUGGGCAAUGUCCCCAUUACCAGUGUCAGCAUGUCUGUGAGUGGCAUGGUCAUAACACCCUCCUUCAACAGUGACCGCACGACACAGGUGCUAAGCAUCGAUGUGACUGACAGAAACAUCAGCCUACAUAAUUUCACUUCAUUGACAUGGAGAAGCACUCUGUGAAUUUUUAGAGCAAGAUCCUAACUAUGAAUGACUUUGAAACUAAUACACUUCAUACUCAUAAAAAUUAUUGUGUGUGGCUAAUGGGUUCAUUCUCAUUACUGGUGAAAUAUUUUUGUUAAUUUUGUUAUAUGUUUUGCGUGUGAACCCUAAAGGUUAAAUCUUACCCCUGUGGGAUAGCAGUAGGGAGGUGUGGAAAAUCUGUGUAUUACCUUAAUGUCUCUAUGUGGUUAGAAUGGUAGUGAUUGUUCAUCAUAUGACAUUUACUGAAGAAGAACUGGGUCCAUGAUGAAGUGUAUGUCCAUAUGUGUAAUCAUGGAAUGGACCCCAUUCUCUUGCUAAAUACACAAGAAAAAGCUUUCUGUGACAGUUCCAGGUCUUGAAGCUAAUCAUUACCUCAAGAAAGUAUCCAGAAAGAACAUCUGCUAGUUGGUUUUAGGCGGGUCAGAGUGGGGAACAAUACACCUAAUUGGUUAUAGGUGGGGUGGGGGUGGGGCGAUCAUGAUAAGGGAAGAAAAGGCAAACACAAGGACAGAUCAGAGGAAACAGAAGAUGAUAGUAAAAGUGAUCACAAGUAAGAACAUAA
Molecule: messenger RNA, 1159 nt
Organism: Sapajus apella (tufted capuchin)
Lineage: Eukaryota; Metazoa; Chordata; Mammalia; Primates; Cebidae
Product: maltase-glucoamylase, intestinal-like
Exons: 5
Coding region: 16-576 (186 amino acids)
Molecular function (GO): alpha-1,4-glucosidase activity
Source: RefSeq, a predicted model, not a curated record